AUGCCCACGAUCAAUCUGGAUGACUCGGACAGCUCGUCCUUGGCGUCCUCCGUGGGUGGUCUUCUGAUGGACCUUCGGGAAUUCGUCAACCAUCCCAGCGUGGGUAUCGGCCACUGGGAGGCGGCUCGAAGGGCGGAGGAAGGCUACGCCCAGCUGGGUGAAUCUCCCAGCGGGUUCGGAAGGGAGAACGAAACCAUCAUUCUGAUCGGCAACUGGAUCACCAGAUGUGGUCGUGCCAUCGUUCGUGUCUCUCGUGCCAUCGUCCGUGUCUUUGAUGGUCUCGUCACACUGGCCAAGGAUACUUACAGUUUCUUGUAA
Tricharina praecox is the source of this 318-nucleotide messenger RNA. RefSeq lists its product as uncharacterized. The transcript has 3 exons. Bases 1 to 318 code for a protein of 105 amino acids. The record is from RefSeq and is a predicted model, not a curated record. Lineage: Eukaryota; Fungi; Ascomycota; Pezizomycetes; Pezizales; Pyronemataceae.